CCACAGCAAGUUCAGUCGCUCUGCUCCCCCCAUCUCUCUCUCUCGCGUGCUCGCUCGCUUGCUUUGUAGCUCAAUUUUCUGGAACGCAUCUAGGGUUUCCUUCACUUCAUCGCAGAAGGAAGGCAAACGGAUUUGUGUAGGCUCAAAGUUACUUUGACUAUCCCGAGGUCUAAGCGUUUCAGCAAAGAUUGAAGAACAAUCGCAAAGAGAGUAUCCAGAUACGGUAGCAGAGAGGGAAGUUUGGAGAAGAUACGAGGAGGUGAUGCAGUGCUGUGGAAAUACUCACAUCUCCUUAAUGCCAUGGAAACCCCUAGUCUCCUAUUGUUGUCGUUCUCUCUCAGCCCCACGACCGCGUCGUCUAGUGGUAUCUGCAGCAGCGGCGCAACCAACAGCAUCGAAUUCGGGUGAUGGCAGCAAUGGCGGUGACGAUUUGAGCGAGGUUUUGAAUGGGAAGGUUGCCAAAGGGUCAGGGACGAGUGCAAGAGGCCGGAGACUUCUUAAGAUUCGGGAGGAGAAAAGGAAACGCGAAUAUGAACGUCUUCACAACUAUCCUGCCUGGGCCAAAGUGCUGGAAGGUGCUUGCAAAAAUGAUACAGAGCUGCGAGCUGUUCUUGGCGAUAGCAUUGGGAACCCUGAGCUUAUGAGGAAAAGGGUUGAAGAAAGGGUUCGGAAGAAGGGUCGAGAUUUUCACAAGUCCAAAACGGGUUCUGUCCUUGCUUUCAAAGUCAGCUUUAGAGAGUUUGUUAUAUUGUUCCUGCACAGCUAUAAUCCUGUUGACUCCUACAUAUGGUUUGAAUUAUAUGGAUCACCAUCUGAUCAGGAUGUUGACCUUCUUGGUAGUGUUAUACAGUCAUGGUAUGUCAUGGGGCGCUUGGGUGCCUUCAAUUCUUCUAACCUACAGCUGGCAAAUUCAGCAAUGGAGUAUGAUCCUCUUUAUGAUCCAGAUAAGGGUUCUAAUGUAAUGCCAUCUUCGUUUCAUGACAUUGGUGAUGUCGAGUUUCAGGACAACUGGGGCCGCGUUUGGGUAGACCUUGGGACCUCAGAUUUCUUCGCCAUUGAUGUCCUCCUCAACUGCCUUACUGUGCUGAACUCAGAGAUUCUAUGGCAGAUAUUUGGGCAUCCAACAGGUAGUUUUUGGUGGCCGCCGGAUGGGUGAUUGGGAGGAGGGUAUGACAAGCCCUGACUAUGGGUACAAGUGUUUCAAGAUCUGAGAUGGGAAUGUCUGAAUGCCCAUAUAUUUAGUUUCCACAGCCCAUGGAGAUUAAUAACGAACCAAUAUGGAAAGGCCAUGGCAUGUCUCAGCAUUUGGUAGGGUAUUCCGGCACUUCCUAUUUCAGGAAAUGUUUCUUCCCUUCUACGAGGGCUGAAAGUUAAACAGUAACAGUUGAGAAACAAGAGCACAAGUUAGAGUUGGCAGUAUCCUCCAAUUGCAGCUUUCUAUCAAAGGGCAUUGUUUUUGGAUCUUCAAAGGGCCUGCAUAUUGAUUAUGAACGGAUGGUUACACUUUCAAUUCAAGCACUUUUUUGAAGUUUCUCAGGCAAGAGGCUUGGCCAUGGGACUGAAGCAUCAGGCCCUGGUUGUCAAGACGAACAUGCUGUUGUCACAAUACCUAAAUGAAGCCCAUUUCAAGGUUUUUUGAUAUUAUCCUCAGACUUAUGUUGAAAAUAUCUACAUGUCCAUGUCUUCUUGUUUAGGUUUUUUUUUUUAAGGUUAGUUUUCAGUUUUUAUGAAUUGGUUUUAAUUAUUUUAUGGUUGUUUUUAUCUUUUGCUAAAUAAAGUUAAAACCUAGACAUUGCAUUU
This is a messenger RNA of Diospyros lotus (date-plum), 1800 nucleotides long. RefSeq lists its product as uncharacterized. NCBI's taxonomy places the organism in Eukaryota, Viridiplantae, Streptophyta, Magnoliopsida, Ericales, Ebenaceae. The record is from RefSeq and is a predicted model, not a curated record. The coding region runs from base 263 to 1156 and encodes 297 amino acids. The transcript has 8 exons.